AUGUCGAAUCUCCCGCACUGUUAUUUAUUAUUCUUUUACUCGACCAGUAGCGUGCUCGGAGAAAGCAUUGUGACUUCUGUAGAUACGUCACUGCUUCAGGCAAGCCACAGCACGCUCUCCACACUCCCUGAUCAGCCAUGCGAGGACUGGAUCGACUUCGGCGCUUCAACCGUGCAGUCCAAUCUCGGAGGUAUGGGCCCAGAUACCGAGUCAAGAAGGGAGCUGCGGUUCCAGGGAGCAGGCAAGCUUGGGGCCUCAGGGACAGCAUUCGACCUGAUGUUCAAGAACACGACCACGUACCAGCCGAAAAUCCCCGCAUUCAACCGUGUUUCUGGAGCCACUGCGCGGAUGAAUCUUUUCAUUGGCACUUCUGUGGAGCUGGAGGGAACCUUCGUGGAGAAGGGCACCGAGAGCCAGGUCACCCCCAAUUUGGCCAAGCUCACGUUCUGCGACGUCGACCACUACAAGUCCAAGCAGAACGAGGAGCUGGCCCUAUCGGACGUCAGUGCCUUCUACGUCGCGGCCGACGGGCCCGACUUCCUCUACCACCUCGCAAAGGACGAGCGUGACCACGCCGCCGCGCCGCUGAACCACCACGAGGAGGUCAUCCCCACGCAGGUUGUGGGGAGGAAGGCCAAGAAAUUCAUGGCGAUGGACGGGUCCACGUUCGGGGUCACGGUGAUUUCUCUCAGAUUUGGCGAUGCCUGCGACGACCCUCUCGACCCGAACGUUCUGACCAACGUCACGUGCUCUACGGGCCCCAACCGUACCGUCGCGACCAAUCGUACUGUCGACCAGGCCAAGCGGUGCUUCAUGGUGGAGUUCCGGAACACGUCCCGCUUCGCCAUGGCGGCGAGGAUCCCCAGCAAGAACGGCCAGUCGGAAUGGAGCCGCAACUUCGCCAUAGCAGGGACGUCUCGCUUCUUCGCGGCGGAUACAAGCCGUGCCUGCGUGGACUCGGCGCCAGCUCUGGCGGCGGCUGCGGAGGAGGCGAAGGCAGAGGCCGCCCCGGCAGCAGAAACGGAGGAGGCGAAGCAGGCUGAGUUUCCCGCGCCAGCAGCGGAGGAUUCGAAGCCGGUUGAGGCACCGAUUGCAGCCGCCGAGGAGGCGAAGCUGGAGGCCGCAAUGGCAGCGACCAGGGGCACCAACCAGGUGCCCACCGACGAUGCCGUGGAGAGGAUGAUGGCCGAGGGAUCCGCGCCAGUUGCUGAGGAGGCGAGGCCAGUUGAGGCACCAACGGCAGCAAUUGAGGAGGCGAAGCUGGAGGCCGCACCAGCAGCGGCAACGGGGCCAACCGACGACGCCGUGGAGAGGAUGAUGGCCGAGGGAUCCGCGCCAAUUUCUGAGGAGGCGAAGCCAGUUGAGGCACCGGCGGCAGCCACCGAGGAGUCGAAGCCGCAGGCCACGCUGGCAGCGGCAACGGGGCCAACCGACGACGCCGUGGAGAGGAUGAUGGCCGAGGGCAGCACCGCCGCCACUGGGCCAUCCGACCGCGCACCCAAUAGCACCAGCCAGGUGCCCACCGACGAUGCCGUGGAGCGGAUGCUGGCCGAGGGAUCCGCGCCAGCAGUUGAGGAGGCGAAGCCAGUUGAGGCACUGGCAGUCGCAGCCGAAGAGGCGAAGCUGGAGGCCGCACCGGCAGCGGCAACGGGACCAACUGACGAUGCUGUGGAGAGGAUGAUGGCCGAGGGAUCCGCGCCAGUUUCUGAGGAGGCGAAGCCAGUUGAGGCACCAGCGCCAGCAUCCGAGGAGGCGCGGCCUGAGGCCGCACCGGCAGCGGCAUCGGAGGAGACGAAGCCAGCUGAGGCUGUUGAGGCUGUUGGGACUGUGCCGACCGACGACGCCGUUGAGAGGAUUCUGGCCGAGGGCAGCACCGACGCCACUGGGCCAACUGACCGCGUAUCAAACGGCACCAGCCUGCCAUCCGACGACGCCGUGGAGAGGAUGCUGGCGGAGGACAGCACUGCCGACACUGGGCCAUCCGACAGCGUCUCCAACGUCACCAGCCAAGGGCCAACCGACGACGCCGUGGAGAGGAUGCUGGCUGAGGACAGCACUGCCGACACUGGGCCAUCCGACCGCGCAUCCAACAGCACCAGCCAGGUGCCAACCGAUGACGCCGUAGAGAGGAUGCUGGCCGAGGGAUCCGCGCCAGCACCUGAGGAGGCGAAGCCAGUUGAGGCACCAGCGGCAGCAGUAGAGGAGGCGAAGCCGCAGGCCGCACCGGCAGCGGCAACGGGGGAUGCGAAGCCAGUUGAGGCUGUUGAGGCACUGGCGGCAUCAGUCGAGGAGGCGAAGCCAGCGGCCGCACUUGCAGCGGCAACGAAUGCAGCGAAGCCAGCUCAGGGUGUUGAAGCACUUGCGACAGCAGCCGAGGAGGCGAAGCCAAGCGACCGCGUCUCCAGUGAUGACAGCCAGGGGACAACCGACACCACAGUGGAGAGGACACUGGCCGAAGCGGGCGCUGCAGCUGCCGAGGCGGGCGCGCUGCAGAGGCGGGCGCGUGCUGCAGAGGCCAUCCACAGUGCAGAGCAGAGCCCCUCCAGAGCAGAGCCCCGCCACCAGGGCUCUGCUGAAGACGCUGUGAGGAGGGCUCUGGCCGAGGCAGGCGCUGCAGCUGCAGAGGCGGGCGCGCUGCAGAGGCGGGCGCGCGCGGCAGAGCAGCGCCACUCCAGAGCAGAGCCCCUCAGCCAGGCCUCUGAUACUGACGCUCCUCUUACCGACCGCGUCUCCGAGGGCACUGUUCAGCCAGGGCGGAUUUUGCCGCCUCCCCCCUCCGCCAAGGGCCCUGAACCGAGGGCUGCCCUACACGCGGCAGAAGCGCAGCAACAAUCUCCACGGGAUACUGUCCAGCGGCCACGGGACUCUGCUCAGCGGGCGAAGGUGCAGGGGUCGGUGAAGGCCGCUGGGGACCCGCAUUUGGUCAACAUGCAUGGCCAGCGCUUCGACAUCUUGCAGCCUGGCAGCCACAUUUUGCUUCAGAUCCCCAGGUGGACCUUUCACACCAGGACGAUGCUUCGGGUGGAUGCUCUCGUGAGCCAGAUCGGCGGCGCUUGCGCAGACAUGUACUUCAGGAACCUGAACGUUACAGGGAGGUGGGUGGACGCGAAGUUCAAGGGUGGGUUGCAUUAUACUGCAGGCAGCGAUAUCGGCCGCACUGGCAAGACGAGCUGGAUGAACUUCGGCGGUGUGGAGCUGAAAGUUGCUAAUGGUCACACCAACCAGGGCGUCGAGUACCUGAACUUCUUCGCAAGGCACCUGCGGAAUUUCAAAUAUCCGAUCGGAGGUCUUCUCGGCGAGGACGACCACACUGCCGCCGCCACCGCGAACCUGGCAUGCAAGAAACAUAUUGACAUUUGA
Prorocentrum cordatum is the source of this 3360-nucleotide messenger RNA. NCBI's taxonomy places the organism in Eukaryota, Dinophyceae, Prorocentrales, Prorocentraceae. The record is from the annotation of a GenBank genome assembly.